This is a messenger RNA of Chelonus insularis, 1033 nucleotides long. It is a transcript of the gene mRpL24, whose product is annotated as mitochondrial ribosomal protein L24. NCBI's taxonomy places the organism in Eukaryota, Metazoa, Arthropoda, Insecta, Hymenoptera, Braconidae. Gene Ontology annotation, molecular function: RNA binding; structural constituent of ribosome. The record is from RefSeq and is a predicted model, not a curated record. The transcript is spliced from 5 exons. Gene Ontology annotation, biological process: translation. Gene Ontology annotation, cellular component: ribosome; mitochondrion. Bases 121 to 882 code for a protein of 253 amino acids.
CUACCGGCAGCCGUCGGUCGGUGUGCAUGUUGUGCAAAGGUUAGGCACAUAAGUGCAAAUUUGUGUUGAUUUUCGUACUAAUAACUUUUAGAAUACUGAUUGAUUUCAUUGAUUGUCAAAAUGAGAUAUCGAACAGGAUACUCAGUUUUGAAACUUAUUGGAGAAUAUUCCAAGAAAUAUGGAAAUUUGCCGGAUCGAUACAUUAAACGUGCUAUGGAGCAGGUUUAUUGGGAAGCUCCUAAUGAUAAACGUUAUCUACCUACAAAAAUACAGAGAAAAGAAUGGAUUUUUACAACAAACCGACCAUGGACCAAUGAAUUUUAUUUCGAAAAUGCACCGGGAAAAAAAGUUAAAAAAGUUUGGGUUGAACCAAUUUUACACUGGAGUUUUUUCAGAGGAGAUAGAGUUGAAAUAUUGGUUGGACGUGAUAAAGGAAAACAUGGUUUCGUUUCACAAAUUUUCCAAGAAAGAAAUUGGGUCACUGUAACUGGUCUCAAUACCAAACUUAUUAUUCAUGGUAAAACUAAAAAUUUUCCAGGCAUAGUUAUGUUAGAAGAACAACCACUUCUGGUAACUACAGAAGUAGCUCUAGUAGAUCCUAGUGAUUUACAACCAACCGCUGUUGUAUGGAGAUAUAAUGAUGAGGGAGAACAAGUUCGUGUUUCCAAGAGAACUGGAAGAAUAAUUCCAAUUCCAAUAAGUCAUGAAGAAACGAUUGAUUAUAAAUCUCCUGAAGUUUAUAGAGAAACGCCAAAGGAUACACCGAAAAAAGUUGUUGAAGAAAUCACGUUCAAGCCGGCAUUGAAAACGUUCGAAAUGGAUAUUAUGGAUAAAAUGGGAAUCAAGGAAGAUCGAAUUCCCGCCAAAACUUAUUGGUAUUAGAACCGUUCUACAAUAACAUGGGUAGAUUUGUCUACUAAAAAUUAUUUCUAAGUUUAUUAAGGUAAUGAUUGUGAAACAUUUAUGUAUUAGUUAGAAUUUAGAAUUAAAAUUUGUAAAUAGGAACAAGUUGAAGAAGUAAAAAUGACUUUUA